Molecule: messenger RNA, 4325 nt
Organism: Delphinapterus leucas (beluga whale)
Lineage: Eukaryota; Metazoa; Chordata; Mammalia; Artiodactyla; Monodontidae
Source: RefSeq, a predicted model, not a curated record
CCCGUCUCCCCCCCUUAGAGCCCCCCCCCCCAAAUCACUCACAUUCCAGGGGACACGGUUCAGCCCAUAGCGAGAGGUAACCCGAUGGAAGUGUGUUGAGUUCGGCAGAAGACCCUCGCACAGGGCCCCAGGGGCUGUGGGUACAACCAAGGUCAGGUGUUUCCUAUCACAGCGACUGUACUUGUGCUGGCCGGCUUACUCCUGUUAGGAAAGUCAGCGCUUUCCCUCUUAAGAUGCAGAGUGGUUGUUGCCACCUGGGGGGCCCAGAAAGAUCUGUUUACCUGGCAAUAGGUCCCACCUUUUCUCAAAGCUUGGGGGUGUUGGGGGUGUUUGGGAGCCCCGGGAGCCUUGAGAUGCAGCCAUUUCUCAGGCCCGACUGAGGUCCUUUUGGUCUGUGGGCUGGGAGUCAAAGUGAGGGCCCAGAUAGGGCAAUGGGAACAGGCCGGGCUGGGGGUUUGCAGAAAGAUGGAGUGCUGGCACGGUGUCCCUUGAACCUGUCUGUGGGGCUGCGACCUGCAGCAGUUUCAGCAUCUCGAGACACCAGCCACGGGCGAGGCCCAGCACCAGCCAACCCUCCCGCCCGGUGCCAUCCCGGGGGCCCGGGUGGGCCUGCCUGUACCCCCUUCCUCACUUCCCACACUCUCCACACGCUGGACUAAGUUGGAUUUCCCUUUCAUGCUAAAGAGCACAAGGCCGGCCGGGUGUGAGUUCAGGGAAGAAUGGAGGCCGGGCUUGGAGUUGAGGGCGGGCACGGUCAGCUGCCCCUGGCGGAGCGCACAGCUCAGGCCGGCGAGCCAAGGCCGUGGGGGGGGUGCGGGUCGGGGUGGACCAGGGGCUCACAUGGCGUCUGAUUCAGUCCUUCUGUGUCUCAGCUCCACUCUCAGCUCUGUGGCCUCAUUCAGGCCGGGGGCUGCCCUCACUAGGCUGGGUAGCGGACAGGCAGAGCCGUCGGUGCCCCCGGGGACAGGCCGGGGGAGGGUUCUCCUGGAGAUGGAUUCUUCCCGCAGAUCGGACCGCCGCUGGAAUUCCGCAUCCACUCCCGCUGCCAUCGCUGUCACGCCCUCGGAGAUGCCGCAGCUGGUCUUCCCCGGCCCCCCGUUGGCCACCAACAGCGAGUGUGACUGCACGCCCCCCAGCAGGCGGGCAUCCCUCGGCUCACCCCUGAGCCAGCCGCUGUGCCAGCCGCAGCCCGAGAAGCAUGGGCCCCAGGCGGCCCGGGAGGUGCGCUACGUGGCGACGGGGCGGCCGGACGAGGCCUGCGGCUGGCGGGCCUUCGCGCCCACGUGCCUGCAGGCCUUCAACACACCCCGGGGCUUCCUGCUAUUCCUGUGCGCGGCCUCCUUCCUGCAGGGCAUGACAGUGAAUGGCUUCAUCAACACUGUCAUCACAUCCAUCGAGCGGCGCUACGACCUGCACAGCUACCACAGCGGCCUCAUCGCCAGCUCCUACGAUGUGGCCGCCUGUCUCUGCCUCACCUUCGUUGGCUACUUCGGAGGCCACGGCCACAAGCCUCGCUGGCUGGGCUGGGGCGUGCUGGUCAUGGGCGCUGGCUCGCUGGUCUUCUCACUGCCCCACUUCACCACCGGCCCCUACGAGGUGCAGGUGGACGAGGCCGUCGGAACAUGCCGGGCCAACCACAGCACAACCUGCAGGGGCCACGCCUCUGGCCUGUCCAGCUACCAGCUGGUCUUCAUGCUGGGCCAGUUCCUACAUGGCGUGGGCGCCACCCCGCUCUACACGCUGGGCGUCACCUACCUGGACGAGAAUGUCAAGUCCAGCUACUCGCCUGUCUACAUCGCCAUCUUCUACACCGCGGCCAUCCUCGGCCCCGCAGCCGGCUACCUGGUCGGAGGUGCCCUGCUGAAUAUUUACACCGAAAUAGGCCAGCGGACGGAGCUGACCACCGAGAGCCCGCUGUGGGUCGGUGCCUGGUGGGUGGGCUUCCUGGGCACUGGAGUGGCCGCCUUCCUCAUCGCCAUGCCCAUUCUUGGCUACCCGCGGCAGUUGCCAGGCUCCCAGCGCUACGUGGUCAUGAGAGCAUCUGAUACACACCAGUUAAAGGACAGCAGCCACAGGGUGACCAGCAACCCCGACUUCGGGAAAACCAUCAGAGACCUGCCUCUCUCCAUCUGGCUCCUCCUGAAGAACCCCACGUUCAUCUUGCUUUGCCUCGCCGGGGCCACAGAGGCCACGCUCAUCGCGGGCAUGUCCACCUUUGGCCCCAAGUUCCUCGAGUCCCAGUUCAGCCUCAGUGCCUCGGAAGCUGCCACCUUGUUUGGGUACCUGGUGGUGCCAGCAGGCGGUGGAGGCACAUUCCUGGGCGGCUUCUUUGUGAACAAGUGCAAGCUCCGGGGCUCAGGCAUCGUCAGGUUCUGCCUGCUCUGCAGCCUGACCAGCAUGCUGGCCUUCCUCGUCUUCUUCACGCACUGCCCCAACGUGCCCAUGGCGGGCGUGACCGCCAGCUACAACGGGAGCCUCCUGCCCGAAGGCCACCUGGGGCUGACAGACGCCUGCAACGCCGCCUGCGGCUGCCAGCCAGAGCACUACAGCCCCGUGUGUGGCCCCGACGGCCUCAUGUACUACUCGCCCUGCCACGCGGGGUGCCCGGAGGCGGCCUCGCCUGGCCCCGGUGGCCAGAAGCAGCGUCCCUGCACUAACGGCAACUCUACGGUAAGCCCGGGCCCGCGUUCACUCCGGCCCAGAACCUUCCCUUUGCAGCCAAGGCGGAGCUCUGCAGACCCCUGCGGGGGACGUGCCGGGCCCCCGGAAAGCUGUGGAAGGAGAGCGCUAACUGCCUCUGUGAGGUGCUUGCCACCUGGGGAUGCGGCCCGGGGCUCGGCCAGGACUCGGCCACUGGCGUGGGGUGUGACUUGGCCACGCUUCCCGGGCGUUGAUGCGCCGGUUUUCCAUUACAGGUGUGUCUGUGACCAGCAGCGAUCCUUUGCACUAGGAAUCCAGUGGAUCGUGGUUAGAACUCUAGGGGGCAUCCCGGGCCCCAUCGCCUUCGGCUGGGUGAUCGACAAGGCAUGCCUGCUCUGGCAGACGCAGUGCGGCCAGCAGGGCUCCUGCUUCGUGUACCAGAACUCAGCCAUGAGCCAGUACCUGCUUAUCGCAGGGCUGGCGUACAAGGUCCUGGGCUUCAUCUUCUUCACCACUGCCUGCUUCCUGUACAAGCCCCUGUCGGGGUCUUCGGACGGCCUGGAGGCUUCUCUGCCCAGCCAGUCCUCAGCCUCCGACAACCCCACGGACCUUCAGGAAGCCCCCUCAGCCCUCCAGAUCCAGAGCGACAUCUGACAGCCCACCCGCCUGCCCAGGGGCACGGGCCUGCCACGGCACUUCCUAGGAACAGUAUCUAAUUUCUCCCCGGAAGGGGUGACCCCUCCCUGAUUGAUCCCCAGCACUGAGGACCCUGCAAAAAUCUGCCAUUGGGUCUGGGGGGACUGAGCCUCAAAGGCACCGAGGAGAAAGAAUGCAAGACGUCCGAAUGGACGCCCCUGCCCCAGCCCCUCAGACCUCGCCAGAGAGAGUGGGGUGACCAGCUCUUGGCUCGGAAGGAGUGGCCCACUUCCUGGCCGGAUGCAGGGCUGCCUCUCUCUGGUCCGCUCACACUCUGGCCCUCUCCCACGGACUUAGCCAAAUAGCAUGCCCUGGGGCCUCAGAAUCCCUCGGAAACACAAACAGCUGUGCUUCUAAAGCAACGUGUGCGAUUCCUACGUAACUCCGUCAGUAGUUACGAAAAGUGCGAGGCCACCUGUGGACUUCGGGGAGAUACUUCUGGCAUCUCUCCUUUGAACGGCGGAUGUGGAGCUGGUGGCUGCCCGGCGGUUUACAAGCUCUCUUCUCUCUGGAGACGUUAAGGCCGGUGAUGCUGGCGCUGUUGGAGCUGCUCCAUGGAAGGGACAAAGCACCCACCCCCCGUGGGUGAGCUGGAGCUGGCGGUGCUUCUGCGCGGGUCCACACCAUCCUGUACGCGGCCUGGCGCUGACUUCCUGUGUUUCUCCUGAUGCAGAGGAGGCCAGUGGGCUGCCGUCCCCGGGGCACAUCCACGUGGACCCCUCUCCUGCGUGUGUUCUAAACCUGCUGUCGCCUCCCGUCCUUGGGGCCGCACAGCGCUGCAGCAGGACAGGAGCGACUUGCAUAAGGAUGUAUUUAUGGACGCGUAUUUUGCAUAAACACCUAUUUAUAGAAUUUGGUUUUUACCUGACGGUGUGCCAAGCACUUGUGAAUUCUACCUGGAGGGCGUCGGGACUCGCGUGGAAUGUCUGUUGUUGGUAAUCUCAGUUAAAACUGUGGGUAUGUAAAUAUAUUUUAAUAUUUAUAGCAUA